Molecule: messenger RNA, 2715 nt
Organism: Poecilia reticulata (guppy)
Lineage: Eukaryota; Metazoa; Chordata; Actinopteri; Cyprinodontiformes; Poeciliidae
Product: PI-PLC X domain-containing protein 1-like
Biological process (GO): lipid metabolic process
Molecular function (GO): phosphoric diester hydrolase activity
Source: RefSeq, a predicted model, not a curated record
ACUGAAGACUAAAUGCAUCCCAGGAUUCCCCGGUGAGAGAGUGGGCUAGACUGACCCCCUCCUCAGAGGGAACCAUCGUUCUGUCUCUGCUCUGAGUAAUGGGACUUCUCUCUGUAGCUUGUUGUCCUGGUUGCUCAUUUUGCGAAAGAAAUAUGUGCUUUUCUUGAAAAUUUUGCCUCAAAAAAAGUGAUUGAAAGGGCAGAAGGCGUCUUACCUGAAUAACAGCGGCCCAGUUUGUGUGUCAGUGCUCUGUCAGUAUCGUACAGUGUUUAAGGCAGACGAUGUUUUCGGUCACUAGAGGGCAGUACGCUGCAUGCAGCACCUUAAAAUGUUGGAGGCCUGCUGCACAAAAUGACAAAUGGUCUUUCUUGUAGGUUAGGAAUAAAAAUCUAAGUUUGGGAAAUAUUUGCUUAUACUCGGUUUGACCAGAACCUUUGACCUAUGUGUAAAAUACAUGUGGUGAAAAACUGUCACUGUACAUCACUCUAAAAAAUGUUUCAUCUGUUGUACUACUUUUUGCAUGAGUACAAAAAAGAAAUCUGCCCAGACUGAGCAGGGUUUGGUCAGCUGCCUGUGACAGCAUGAUGGGGGGGCGGAGCUUUGGUUGUGGCUCAACCGGUCUGCCACACACAAAUAUGUCAUUAGAAUUUCUGGAGCUGGUCGCCUGAUAAUCAAGGAAUUUUUUUAAACAUCCAACUUGUAGGGCUGUAAUUCCAAGUAGUUCCUUUCAGCUUAUGAGUUUUAAAAAAUCCCUCAUUUGUGUUUAGACACUAAAGCUGGGUCCAGAUAAAAUAUGAUGUAACAAGGAGCUGCUAUAGUGGCAGAGUUUAAGUUUGAAAGCUGAAAGACUUGUUCUGUGUGUGUUUGGGCAGGAUAGGUAGUAAUGACUAUGAGGAAGUUACACAGGAAAUCAGAAAAACCUGAACACCAAACAGGAGAAACAACUGCUUCUCUCCUCCCACAAUGGUCAGACAACAGUAACAAUUCAGCUACUCAUGCAUAGUAAGUAGCAGGUGCCCUGUCAGACCUGACGGAAUACAGGAGAAGAAGAGGUCGACUUCAGCAGGGAGAUUAGGAGUCAAAUUUGGGUCGUUUGAUACUAAAAGAGGAAAAACCAUGAGCUACGCUGAUUGGAUGUCGCAGCUGCCAGCUGAGCUUCACACCAUCCCUCUGUUUAAACUGGCCAUACCAGGAAGCCAUGACUCGAUGAGUUAUGACCUGGACAUCGACUCUAGAAUCAUCGAGCCUGAGAGACUGAGGAGGUUUAGCAGAAUCUACUGCCUGCGUAAAAUUAUCCACACUUGGGCAGCCACGCAGGAGGUGUGCAUAACUGAGCAGCUGAAUGCCGGAGCUCGCUACUUUGACCUUAGGAUUGCCCGCAAGCCAAAUGACACAAAUCCCACCAGGCUUUUCUUUCACCAUGGCCUGUACACCAAAACUGAUGUUGAGACUGUACUCAGGGAAAUAAACAUGUGGGCAGAGAGUCAUCCUAAAGAAAUCAUCAUCCUAUCUUUAUCCCACUUUGAGGGGUUCGACAAAAAAAUCUCCGAACAACUUCACAACCACCUCAUCACCUUCAUGAAAAAUCUGUUUGGAAACAAACUCCUCCUGAGGACGAACUCUCCUACCCUGAAGAGCUGCUGGAGUCAAGGCAAAAACAUAAUAGUCUCAUACGACAACAUACAAUUUAUACAGCCUGUGUUAUGGAGAAAAAUAAUUUAUUACUAUGGCAACAGCAUGGACCGUGGCGUAAUUACAACCAAACUCUGUCAGGCUUUGGAAAAGGAGAAAUCCUUCACGUAUUUCUUUGUCUGUGGCUUGAAUCCAACCCUACCACAUGACACCAGAAUCCUCAGGUACAUCCUUCGCAUUUGUGACAACUUCACCAACGUUGUGCGAAGGGGUCUGCCAAAGUUGCUGCGGUGGGUGAACCAGCAAUACGACAAGACGCCAAUGAACAUCGUCGCCUCAGACGUGGUGACUCGAGAUGAUUUCGUCGCAACGAUUGUGAAGCUCAACUUGAAACGGGCGAAAGGACGAUGAAAACGUGUCUACCUCUUUGUUUAUUUUUGUUAAAGAUUGAUUUUUAUAUUUAUCAAGAAGACUUAAAAAGUCACUUGAUGCUUUACUUGUUCCUACGCAUUUUGUUUCUAUUCUUGAGCAACAUAAAUGCAGCAAACCUUUAAGUAAAUUGGCCUCAGAAAGCAAAAUUUAAGUUUAACAAGGUUUAUGCGCAAUUUUCAUGUAAUUUCCAUAAUUAUCCUGAUUCUAUUUCCUUUUUAAAAUAUUUGUCAGUUCUGAGAAAAUUAAAAACAUUUAUUUUCAAUACAAACAGUUUACAUGAGAUUUGUUGACAUUUCUACAGCUUGAAUGUGACACCAGUAAAAAGGAAGGAGAGAAAUGGAGGAAGAGAAGCAAAGAUGGAAGGAACACAGUGAGGUGUGACUCGGAAGAAAUGAGAGAGAGAAGAAAGUGAGGCAGUAAGCAAAAAAGGAAAGGCAUAAAGAAAAGACACACAGAAGGAAGAAAAGCCACAGGGAAUGAAAGAAAAACAAAGAAAUGAUACGAGAAAGGAAUAGAAAUAGGACAUAAGGAAGAAAGAGGAAAUGGGCAGAAAAGAGUUUUAAGAGGACGGACAGAAGGAAGGGAAGAAAUGGCACAAGGUGGGGAUAUUAGUACAUAAAAGCAUGACAGAUGGAAGGACAAGGGAAGAAA